Molecule: messenger RNA, 420 nt
Organism: Necator americanus (New World hookworm)
Lineage: Eukaryota; Metazoa; Nematoda; Chromadorea; Rhabditida; Ancylostomatidae
Exons: 3
Coding region: 1-420 (139 amino acids)
Source: RefSeq, a predicted model, not a curated record
AUGGACAAGUCAUUCCAGAGGUUCUCCGUCCGAAAUACGACAUGCUAUCAUGUCGAGCCUUCCGCCAGUACUCAUCAACACCCUGGCGAGGCUCUUUACCGUUAUCUGUCGGAAUGCAAGGUUCCUAAACAGUGGAAGACCAGCAAGACCGUGUUGUUGUAUAAAAAGGAGAUCCACAUGACAUCGGCAACUAUCGCCCAAUUGCCUACUGUCCGUCAUCUACAAGCUCUUUACAAGACCACCCUCGAAAACGCAAUGCGAAAGUUUGAAUGGGACGACAUGGGAGUGAAUUUUGAUGGUCGGCAGCUACACCAUUUACGCUUUGCUGAUGACAUCGUACUGGUAACACCUAGCAUCAGCCAAGCGGAACGAAUGCUGACCGAAUUCGACGAAACAUGUGAUGCAUCGGUCUUCAGCUGA